Actinia tenebrosa (Australian red waratah sea anemone) is the source of this 1622-nucleotide messenger RNA. Its product is annotated as G patch domain and ankyrin repeat-containing protein 1. Gene Ontology annotation, molecular function: nucleic acid binding; protein binding. The record is from RefSeq and is a predicted model, not a curated record. Lineage: Eukaryota; Metazoa; Cnidaria; Anthozoa; Actiniaria; Actiniidae.
GUCGGCUCAAUAGCAGCCAUUUUGAGAUGGCGGAUACUUGUCGUAUUUUUGCUCAAAAGAAAUCCUUAUUUUUCUACGCUUAGUAGAGUCCAUCUGCGAAGUACUGCGUCGAUAUGAGUUUUGAUAAACCACUUCUUAAUUUUGUCCGAGCAAAAGCGAGUUUUUCACAGGAAUUCGGCAAAGGAAACCAAAAGAAGAAGAAYGACGACAUACAAGGAACUCUGUCAGGAAUUGAGGCAAAGGAAUUUUAUAAYAGCGUUAUAAAAUCAUCGAAUGACAAUGAUAGCUGCACAAAAGGUUUUUACAGUAAAGCGAAAAGGCACGAACAAGUUAAUCAUGAAGAAACAAAUUUUAUCGUUUCAACAAGAAGUUCUAGGAAACGUAGUUCGAGUUUCGGUGAAAGUCGUAUAAAGACGAAAAAGAGAAUUACUAGUGARAAAAAUGAUAAAGAAGGCAGUCCUUCUGUCGCUUCUCGUUUAGUUAAUAAGUUCCUUCAAUAUGCCCAAGAGGGUCAUUUAAGAGACUUGAAGAGGUUGUUGUCAGAGACUACUAUUGAUAUUGAUGUUAAGGAUCAAUACUUAUGGACAGCAUUAAUGUGUGCGGCUCACAGUGGACACACGAAUGUAGUCAGGUACUUGUUAGACAAAGGCGCUUCAUGGAAAGGAAUGGUUAACUCUCAAGGUAAAACUGCACUAGAUCUUGCCAGAGYUGCCAACCAUUCUGCCAUCAUAGCAUUACUUGAAGGAAGGGAACUGAAUAGAGCUAUCCCAAGAAGUCUUAAAUCUAGGACUUUGAGUGCAGUAGGCAAGCCGUUUUGGUGUCCUGUUUGUAAACAAGAGUUCACAGAAGAUGAGAAAAGACACCAAAGCUCGACAGUGCAUCAGUUUAACUGCCAGCACAAAACAAAAGGGCCUUAUUUUUCGAUCUCUGAAGAUAAUCCAGGGUAUAAAUUAAUGGUCAAGUCUGGCUGGGAUGAGGAGACAGGGCUUGGACCAGAAGGGGAAGGAAGGAAGUUUCCUAUCAAAACAGUACUAAAACGAGACAGAUAUGGUCUUGGGAAUGAAAUGAGUUCCAAGGCCAGAGUAACUCACUUUGGGCCAAAUGAUAAGGAUGCUGUAAAAAUAAAGAAAAAAGAGAAAAACGAURGAAGGAAGGAAACAAACAGAACUUUGUCAAAAAAGCAAAAACGAUUGAAAGAAAGCAAAGAAAAAGUUUGGGAGCGCAACAUGAGGAUCUACAUGAACAGCUGAAUGAAAGGCCAAGAAGAACUACAUCAAGUAUUUAUUGGUUUAAUGAAGUUUUAAUUACUGUAUUGUGUUAUAGCUUCAUUUCAUCCAGGAUGUCAAAAUGUUGGGGUUUUUUUUCAAAAAAAAAAACAUUUUAACUUCCAGAAUUUCCAAUUCGCAACUAGUCUAAAGGGUUAGUUGUUACGGAUUUGUAAAGCAUGACAUGUCGUAAAGCAUGCUGUGGUAGGAUUUCUUCAUUUUAAUGACUUGAUUUUUAUAAGUUGAAAAAAGGUUCUGAAUUUUUUUUGUAGAACUAAAUAUGGGAGGAAAGGGACGGGAAAAGUAAAGCCAAUGUAGCCCAAGUAGUAUCUUCUUAAAUAGAUGGGCAUACGAUGA